GAAUCGUCAUUGGCGACCAUAAGUACCCGGGUACCUAUAGAUGCAGCCAAAAAUAAAUACUAAUAAGAAUAUCUUCAAGAUCGUUUUCUAGUUUCUUUGUACUUGAGGGUUUGAAUUUGUCUAAGUCAUUAAGUUAUAAGUCUAAGUAGUAAGUAAGUUAGUUAAUAUAAUAAGUUAAGUACUGUUCUCCUGUAAAUUGUAAACUAAUUUUUACCGCCUGUCACAAUGAAUGACAAUAAUUGACAAUCAAUAUAUAAUAUAUUAUAUAAAUUACCAUAAUUUACUAGACUAUAUUGCUAUAUAUUAUAUUAUUAUAUAUUAUAAUACAGUUAUAGAGCAAUACUAGUUUUGUUUUACUAGUCUCAGUAUAACUGACACUGGCUUAAGUUAAUAAUAAUAACUGUCACUAGGACUAGAUUUAGAUAAUUAGUUGUAAUCAUAAUACUUGGACUUGGGUCUGGGUCUAACUAUAGACUACUACAGUCUACAGGCUAUUAACUACUAAUUAUUUUUAUUAUUAUUGCUAGUUAAUUUAAAUUUACUUAGGAUCAAAUAUGAUGUAUUAUUUAAUUCUUAACAUAAAUUCAGUAGGCCUAUACUAUGACUAUUGUUAUUAAAUUUCAGCAGUAAAGAAAUAAGGCACAUGAUUCCUGCUGUUUAAUUAAUGAACAAUCAUGUCAGGAAAGGGUCCAAAUUAUUUACACAACUUAGAAGUUUUUAAUCAGCUGCGACCAGGUGACAGAGUGCAAUUUCAAAGACGCAUUUACUCGCACUGGGGAAUUUAUUUUGGUAAGUUUAUUUAUCUUGAUAUGCUACUGAAUUUUGUCUUCUUCUUCUAUAUAUUAAGGGCCCAUGAUCAAUUUAUUGAUCAUUUUGGCUCCUAUGCAUGUAGAGGGGAUUUGCAAUGUUUCUGUGCCUAGUGUUGAUGAGGAUAUUUCACUGAUUGCAAGUGCUACUUUGUGAGGGAAUCAUGCACUGAGGGUUGUAAGGCUUGAGGCAAUUGACGCAAAUGUGUCUAGUGUUGUCGCCUCAACUGUCCCUUUUGAAAGCUUGUUCCAGUCCCUGAUUGUCUUUGGUAGGAAUGAGCAAUUCUUAUAAUGGCUUCAUGGCCUCGUCGCUAUCUAUGGGGGAAAGGGAAGAGUUUCUGUUUAAUACUGGAACAGUGGACUAGCCCAUUAUUUAUCUUGUACAUUAUGGAGAGCCUGGAUAGUUGUCUUCAUUCCUCCAAAGGUGACCAGACUACUAGUGUUUCCAGCAUGCUGCAAACACUAGAGGUAUUCCUGUAGUGGUUCAGGACAAAGCAUGCUGCCCAUCACUGGACCGCCUCCAACCUGUCAAUGCUCUUCUGGGUAAAUGGGUCACAGACUGAAGAUGUAUAAUCUAAAACCGGACGGACAAAGGCUUUGUAGGCUCUUUCUUUCACACAGGAGUUGCCAAUCUUUAGAUCACGCCUUAAGAACCCCAGAGUCUUGUUUGCUUGGUUACAUACAUUGUUAAUAUGCUCGUCCCAGCGGACCUCUCUUUGAAUGGUUAACACCCAGGUACUUUACGGAGGAAACUGGCUCAAGUAUAUGGUCAUGCAGUUCGUAUUGGUAGUGUAGAGGAUUACAACUUCUAGAGACUGAUUGUGUGUGGCACUUGGCAGGAGUAAAUUCCAUGUCCCAGCUCAUCUCCCACUCAGCUAACGGAUUGAGAUCCUGUUGUAGCUGGUUCUGGUCAGAUCUGUUGGCGAUCGUCCUAUACACAGCGGUGUCAUCUGAGAACAGUCUUGCUUGGGAUGUCAGUUUCUUGGGUAGGUCAUUAAUGUAUGCUAGGAACAAACAGGGGCCUAGCACUGAUCCCUGGGGGACCUUUGACUUCACACCAACAAAGGAGGCGCUUGUACCGUCCACCACUACUGCUUGGCAUCAGCUGCUGAGGAAGCUAGAGAUCAAUGUAUUAGUGUUGCCUUGGAUCCCAUAUCUCUGAAGUUUGUGUAGAAGCAAACUAUGAUUGACACUGUCAAAUGCCUUUGAGAAGUCCAUCACCAGCACGUCAGUUUGCUUGUGGUUCUCCAGAUUGGUCAUCAACUCUUCUAUAAAUUCAAGGAGCUGGUUCUCACAUGAUCUAUUGACUCGGAAGCCAUGUUGACAGUCAUUGAGUAUAUUUUGGCUUUCAAGAUGCUUCAUGACUGUGCUUACGAUUAUGUGCUCCAACAGUUUGCAGACCACACUGGUGAGGGAUCUCGGACGAUAGCUGGCAGGGUUGGAAUGCUCCUCUUUCUUGUAGGUUAGAGUGACUUGCGCUGCUCUCCAGUCUGCUGGAAAAUUUCCUGUGCACAGCGAUGAUUGGAAGAGGAUUGUCAGUGCAGGAGUGAUUUCUUUGGCUAAUUCUUUGAGCACUCGUGGCUUGAUGUUGUCAGGACCACAUGCUUUGUAGGGGUUAAUGGUUUUGAGGAGGGCAAGCGCACCCUGCUCUGAUAUCUGGAUAUCUUCCAUGACGGGGUAAGCUCUGUUCAUCAUUUUGGUCUUCAGAAGGAACUCAGACUCCGAGUACUCUUUACCGUCACCAAAGACUGACUGGAACUGCUGUUUAAGUAUUUCAGGCUGUGCUUUUGGGUCAGAUGUCAAAUGGCCAUCCCACCUCAGGGGGGAAACUCCAGCGUUUGAGGACUAUUGGUGCUUCACAUAGCUCCAGAAGCACUUGUUCUUAACACCCUUGGUCGGGGUGUCUUCCUCUGAGAAGAUGCCGUUCAGGUAGUUCCAAUAAGAUCUGCGCAAUUUUUUAUCCCCAUUUGACAUUUGCUACUAUUGCUUUAAGAAUUAUCAAUUUUCUUCAUGUCAAUAAUUAUUACAAAUAUCAAUCUGGGGUACCACCUAAUGAUUAUUAAAAGGUUGUUUUUAUUUCAACAUUAUAUCAUGUUAGCUUAUAUUAUAUAUUAUUGACAAUGUAUUUUAUGGUUGACUAUAAAGGGAAUCUCAGUGAUUAUGUCAAUCUGCAGUUCACAAUUUAUAUGUAUUUAAAGAUUGUCAUUAUGUUUCUGCAUGUUUAAAAAAAAAAAUAUAUAUAUAUUUUUGCUUACAGGGAAUGGGAAGAUCAUUCAUUUGGCUGGUGAGGAUAAUGAUGGCAUCAAUGGAAAAGUGAAGCCUGAACAUUUGUUCACUAUCUGUGGCAGGACAUUCGAUAAAGCCAGGGUCAGCAUUGAUGACUUUUGGGAUGUUGUUGGACAAGACAAGGCAUACUUAAAUAACUCGAAAGAUAAACUCUGGAGGUAUAUUUUCACUUUCUUUCUAGCUAGUGAAUAUAAGGUGUUUUUUUGUUGUAAGCUGAUAAAUAUACAAUAGGUGAUGUUAGACACAGUUUUAUGAAAGACAUAACAUGGGUAAGGAGAUUUGAAAUAAAAUAUGGCAUACCGUCCUUUUAAGAUUCACUGUAAUCAUAUGAUAAAAAAUUAACAAGACAGCUAGUUAACUGGGAGGAAAAGAACACUUCAUGGGCUGACAAGUAAAUGGGCCCAAGCAAGCCAGGUCUCUGCAGGGUAAUAAGGGGAGAGACUGUAAUCAGGUUAGUACAAAAUAAAAUGAGUAAAACAGAGUAGGGUUAAACCUGAAAAAAUAAACGCAACAAAACAGUGAACGUGUCGGCAGAAAGCCUUCGUCAGCGAACAAAACAGAAAAAACGGUAUAAAAAUAAAAAUAAGAAAUAGCACUUAGCUGGUAAGUAGUAUCUGUGGGCAGCAAAAGAAGUGUGGCAGAAGGUAAGUGAGUGAGAGUUUAAAUGGGGAACAGCGAAAAAAAGAGGAGAAAAAAGUUCACUGUUAUAGGUCAGAACGUGGAGGGGCGGAGCUAGGGUCAAGCUGUGAACAGAGACAUAACAUUAAUCCCAUCUGGCGUCAAAGUGCCAUAAGUCAUGAUAAGCCUGUGUUCCAAAUUGACCUGGCUGGCGGUGUUCGUGCUAGCCACAAUCGCACUUAUUGAAAAGUCCGCCUUGCUCUGGUGGUUGCUACUAUUGAAGUGUUUGGAUACGGGACACUGUUUAUCUUGUGUAAUGUUUCGGAGGUCUCUGCAUUUGGAGAAAAAAAAUAUAUAGACUCACAAUCACAUGCCUUCUUGUAAAAGUUAAACUAGAAAUUAUUUAAAUAAUUUAAUAAACAAAUUUUUGGAAUGUGCUAGUGUGUUUCAUCAUAAAAUAAAUAUGAUGAUCCAUAAAAUAAUUUUUAUAAUAAUUUGUAAAUAAUACUGUAUAAAUAAAGUGACCACUGUUGCUUUGAUUUUUAACAUCUAUUAACCUUAACUAGCAUAUUUUCAAUCUAUUAAAUGCUGUUAAUUAUUCAACUGUAUGGUUGGUAAUAAUUACAUAUAAAAAGUUACAGACAAUCGAAUCAUGAAAAAUUACCAUCAAAAUAUAAAUGCCAUAUACAUACAAGAGUACCGGUAUAAAGUUUGUGACAAGCCAGAUGAUCAACAGGUCAUUAGCUAAGAGGUUAAAAGUGUUUUACUUGUAAAGGUUUCAUCAAUCAUUAAGAUCAAAUUUAUUUUAAAUAAUAAAAUAUACAUCUUUACAUAUUUUUUUCAUCAGCCCACUUGACGUAGACAGCAUUCUUAAUAAUGCAUUACAGAAAAUUGGGGAAGUUAAAUACAGUCUCAUCUACUCAAACUGUGAGCACUUUGUAAACUGGUGCAGAUAUGGCAACAACAAAAGCGAUCAGGUGAAUAUUUCUCAACGUCCUCAUAUCAUUAUUCCUACACUGACAUAGUAUAAUUUAUAGAGUAAACAUUUAAGAGCUCAAAACAGACUAUAUGUAUAAUAAAGAAUACUAAUGAUGAGAUUCGUUUACAUGCAUUUUGAAAAGAUUAAAAUGUAUUUUGCCUAACAAUAAUAUUUUUUAAUGAACAGGUGGACUCUGUUAUAACAGGGUUAGCAGCUGGAGGAACAGUAGCAUUUGCUGCCGGUGUUAUUUAUGCAAUAGCUAAAGCUUUUACCAAGGGCAACAAGGAGGAGGAGGAAAAACAAGAACAAUCAUUCAUGUGACCUGAUGACCUCAGCUUCAAAUCCAAUUUUUCAAUAUAGCUUCAAAUCUAAUACUCUCAAUACACAUUCAAAUCCAAUAUACUCUAUACAGUUUCAGCUUCAAAACCAGAAUACUCAAUGCAUCUUCAAAUUCUUUUUGUUAUGCAUGCAUUGCAUUUUGUUUAAUAUUCUUCAAUUCUGCCAUUUAUUUUCACUGUUUUUAUCAUUAAAAUUUUUUAAAGAUAAAAUCAUUUAUAUUCUAAUUCUAUUUCUAACUAAAAAUUUGAAUGACUUUAAUAAUAAUAAACAUUAGUUACUAGAGAAUAUUGUAAAUCUAAGACAAACUUGUUAGGUCUAAGCUAGUUAAACGAUUUAAUUACAGUUUGUUACGACCUCAAUAAAUACUACAUUUUUAAGGCCGUAUAAAUAAUUAUCUUUAAUCAUAAUGUCCAAAGUGAAUGAUAAUGUUAACAAAUUGUAAAGUAGGCCUAUUUCUGUAUUUUUCAAAAAUAAGAUUGAUGCAUGGCUCCUGGUAAUACAAGAAAUACAUUAACAAUUUUACCCAUUAUAAUGUAAGUGAAAUGUUUUGGGUUUUUUCAAUAUCUUUCAAAAGGGUUUAUUUUGUGCUUAAUUUGUACUUCCUUGAUAAAUGCAUUUCAUUGAAAAGUUUAUUCACAUUUAAAAAUCAGAAAUAACUUAUCCUGUAAAUUUAAAUCACCCAAAACUGUUGAGACGUUCCAUUAUUGCUGAUUAAAUUUUAUUGGUAUUAAAGUAAAAAGCCGUUUUCCAGACAGAAAAGGAGAUGUAUUCAAAAGAAUAAGAACAAAUUUUAAGGGGAAGUUACUCUGAAUCCUACAAUGUAUUAUCCAGAGAAUACUGCCCGCGUUGGAUAUUUCUAUCGCGGCUCAGGCGCACAGACUCGAUAACGUUUUAAUUUUUUUAUGUAACCAUUCUCGAAAAUCUAUUGUAAAAGUUCUCUUCAUUAUGUAAAUUUUGUAAAUAUGUCAUUACACAAAUGUGCUAAGCCAAGAAAUUUGCUUCAGAAGAGAAAAAAUCUCUUUUCAGCGCCGCCGAAAACCAACACCCCCCCCCCCCCAACUUGUUAUAUCUUAAAUCUUGUUUGUAUGAAAAAGUACAAUAUAUUUUAGUGGGUUCGGGGUGGAUUGAAUUUACAUAUCAUCUAUUUAAUCAGGGCUAAAAUUUGUUUGGAUCUCGAUUAAAUUACUGGAGAUUUGAAAACAGAUUUUAACAAACUUUCAGUUGCACUUUCUCUAAUCCUGUAAUCUUGAUGAUAACACCUAAUCCAUGUGUUCAUUUUUAGGGAAGGAGUCCAAAAAGUGCAAUUAAUAACCUUAUCCUUUUAUCCUAAGAAUGAGGUUACAACAGUGUUCCUUUGUUAUUCCUAUCACGACAAUGACUUCUACCAAAACCACUCUUCCCAUUUCACAUCUGUUUUUGAUAUUAAAACCUUUUUGCAAAGAUGAUAUUAAACCGUGGUCAAUGUUUCUAAGACUUUUGAACUCUUAUUUAUUCUCUGUACCUUAAUAUUAGAAAUUCAAUUGAGUGAAUGAAAUAUACUCUUAAAUUUUGGAUAAGAAAUUUUUUGCAGUCUUCAACUUCAAUGUUUUAAUUUUUUAAAACUCUCUAUCAUGUUACUAUUGACUCUUAAUCGUGCAUUUAUUUCAAGUAAUUUUUUAAUAAUUUACUUUAAAAAUAUCAAUGUUUUGUCAUCUAGACUUCACAUGAGUUGUAUUGUUGCUAAUUAAAUAUUAUUGGUUAUUGGGCAUUGCUUAUGUCUAACACUCAUACUCUUGGUAAAGGAUUUUCUCAUUUAAAAAAUAAAUAAAUUGUGCUUCUAAUUUAAAUAAAGUUGUAAAUAUUACAAGUCCUUAUGUCUUGGAUUUUCAUUGAACCAUGCAGUUGUGAAGGAAAUGCAUUCUUCGCCUAUUUGAAUCAUUACAAAUAACAUGUAAUAGUUGAAUAGUAACUUGACAUUGUAUUUACUUUAUCUAGCAUCAGAGUAUAUUUUCAUAAAGGAAGUAUAACUUGAUCUUCAAUAAAUUUCAUGAUUAAACUGUAUUAAGAGCCUGCCAAGUUGGUUUGAAAGCCAAAGGAACAUAAUAAAUUGGAAAGAGUAAGAAUAAAUUAAAUUUAUUUUGAUUGCUGUUUUUUGUUGAAGGAAAAAUCUCGUAGAGCAGAAAUAUGUAAAGUGUAAGGCAAUUGAUCCUCCUAAAACAUUACUUUGUUUAAACAAAAGUAGAGAAAAGUAUAAAAUACUUUGUUGAUUGAGUACAUCAUAGCAACAGUUGAGGCAUAUCGAUUGUGACCGUGACAUUACAUCAUGAUUCUGACAAUGACAUGACAUCCCGAGUCUGAUAGUGACAUUACAUCCUGAUUCUGACAGUGACAUGACAUCCCGAGUCUGACAGUGUCAUUACUGACGUGAAUUCUUCAUUGACCCUGACAUACUGUACUCCUUAGCUGCAGCUGCUUUGUUAAUUC
Lymnaea stagnalis (great pond snail) is the source of this 7491-nucleotide messenger RNA. The record is from the annotation of a GenBank genome assembly. Lineage: Eukaryota; Metazoa; Mollusca; Gastropoda; Lymnaeidae.